Molecule: messenger RNA, 582 nt
Organism: Phaeoacremonium minimum UCRPA7
Lineage: Eukaryota; Fungi; Ascomycota; Sordariomycetes; Togniniales; Togniniaceae
Product: putative flavin reductase like domain protein
Exons: 3
Coding region: 1-582 (193 amino acids)
Molecular function (GO): FMN binding
Source: RefSeq, a predicted model, not a curated record
AUGGUCCACGAAGACAUCUUCUACAAACCUCUCAAGGGCGAGACUUCUGGCCUCCCACAUGACCCAUUCAAGAGUUUCGCUAUCCCCCGACCCAUCGGGUGGAUUAGCACCACUAGUCAAGCCGGUAAAGACAAUCUGGCCCCCUUCAGCCAGUUUACCAACGUCUCGUUUGAUCCUCCUACAAUCCUUUUUGUUGGCCAUCAAGAUCUUUUCAAGAACCGUUCUAGAGAUACCGUUAUGAACUGUAUUGAAACGAAUGAAUUUGUCUGGAACAUGGCAACAUAUGAUCUCCGCGAGGAAGUAAACUUAACCGGAAAGGAGACUUACGAGGAUGAGUUCGAGGAGUUCGGAAUAAAAAAGACCCCUUCGAUACUCGUUCGUCCUCCUCGCGUCGCUGACUCGCCAGUUUCUUUCGAGUGUCGUGUUCAUAGUAUCGUGCGCGUUUCCAACGAGUUCCACGGCAAGAAGACUGCUGGCCCCCACAUGGUUGGCAAUUCGGACAUAGUGAUCGGACGCGUUCUUGGCAUCCACAUUAAGGGUGAAUACAUUACUGGCGACGGAGUGAGUUAUGACAACACAUGA